GACUCUUCCUCCUCAAACUUCCUUUGACCUGCAAAUAGUACCUUCGAACGCCUUUCUUGUUACAAAGUCUUUGUUCUAUCCCGGUCUGCCCAGACUUGACUUCGCCAGAUCAUGUCAGAAACCAAUGCUUUCUCCUUCUCGGGAGUGAACUUCCCUCAAUUCAACUCUACGGAAGCAAACUUGCGAACAGAGAUAGCGACGCUUCACCGUGAGAAAUUCGCACUGCAGCGCAACAUACGACAGCUCGAAGACGCAAAGGGCAUAGCGCAAACGCUAUCCGAUGCCAAGGUUCAAGUCCAGGAGGCUCAAAGGGAGACGAAGCGCGCAGAAGCCGCUGAAAAAGUUGCCCGCGUGGCACUUGCCACCUUCCGCAACUCUUACAACAUGUCGCAGAAUGUGAGAGUAAAAACUCGCGAAGCGGAGAAGCCGGGGAUUGAGGAGAAGGUGAAGAACGGGAAGUUGCAGGCGGAGCCCGAGACAAGCAAGGGUCUCCUGGACAACACGCCAAACAACGCCGGUGACACCAGCGCUGCCCACGCCGAUUGUGAGCGCGCACUGCAGCAACUCGAGUAUGAGUACAAUGAGAGAAUCUUUGCUGUUUCCGAAAACGCACGCAGUAGCGAUGAGACUUGGGAGUCGAAGCUGCGCGCCGCUCUGACUCGAGCUGACGCAGAGACCCAACGGGUGAGAGAGGAGGCUCGUGAGGAGGCUCGUGAGGAAGCUCGCAACUCUGAGCAGAAUGCUGCAAACUGUCUCCGAUCCCAGGAAGACCGUUUCAACGAGCUUGCCAAAGCCUACGAGUCUGAGCGUGGCGAGGCUAACCUUGUGAGAGAGACCAAUGUCAAGCUGCAACUGGAGCUGGACGACGUCAGGGCAGGCAACAUCGGGAUCUACGUCGAGAACACAAUGCUAACCGAUGAAUGCGAAGAACUCAAUGGAAAAAUUGAGACGUUUGAGGCCGAGAAGAAGAUGCUUGAGGAAGAACUUCAAGGACAAAAGAAAAUAUAUUCGCACCUCAGCGAAAUCAACAAUGGCUUACGUUUCGAUCUUACAAACGAACAGUUCAAGGGUCAAGAUCUCCGCCGCGAUCGCAACCAAUUUGAAGAGCGUCUUGCAGAAGCACAGCUGGCGCUGCAGAGCCUGCAGAAUAGCGAAAUCGAAGCUCGCAAUGCAUUGGCAGACGCAGAGAUCGUCAAACGCGAGAUCACCGAACAAUUUCAAGGUCAAGUCUACAGUCUCCAAGAGGAGAUUCACGGGUUCACUCAGCAGACUGAGAAUUACGAGCGUGAAAUUUUUCUCAAAGAUGCACGUAUCGAGACUCUUGAGCACGAAAACAGGCAGUUCGAGAAUGCAUUGAUGGAAGAGCGGAUGCUUAGGCCAACCAUCAGCAGUGUUGACCGCCCGCCUACACUCCCUCAUGUUACCGCCGUCAAUCACAGGUCGAUGUUCGAUGAACUUGGCGAUGAGUAUGACGCAUCUAGCGAUACCUCUUCCGACAUCGUCAUGUCCACUGAGUCUGAAGUCAUCAAUCACGCUUCUAUGGACGUCGCUGUGCCCAGUUUGUCAUUGUUCAUCGGAGGUGCUGUAGCCACGACGCCCCGCGAACAGGAUAGCCGUGCAUCGCUCGCACUGUCUCACAUCAGCGAGGUUCUGGUUUGUGCUCCCGACGAACCUGUCAUCUCGCCCAAGCCGAAAGCUCCAGAACUGAAUCUGUCCACGCAUACAGUGGUAUCCAUCUCGCCUUCAAAACCCACGGGCAUGCCACUGGAUGUAUCGAAGGUCUUUGCAACUCUGGAUUACGCUCCAGCCGAACCUAUGGUUCCGACAACUACCGCUGCUACAACGCCAUCACAGAGGCUCUCUUUGCACACCAGUGCGAUGCUAAACUAUUCACCAGUUGCACCAGCGCCUCGACAACUACAAAAGCUCACUGUAUCGACUGUCCGCACAGGCUUAGACUUCGCUCCAGUCGAGCCAGCGUUCUCACCCUCAUUUGCUCCGGCUGAAUCGCAGCAGCUCUCUAUACACAGCAGAGAGAUACACAACUAUUCGCCGGUUGACGUUGCAGUUCCAGAAGCACAAAUUCUUGCACACUCAAACGUCUCCACACCUCUAGACUACUCUCCAGCCAAAGCGACGAACUCGCUAUCAGUCGCUGAACCGCAGAAGCUCUCUUGCCACAUCACAGAGAUGCUCAACUAUUCACCCGUUGAGCCUGCAGCUCCAAAGGCACAGCCUCUUUCUUUGAACGUGCCGUAUCGUGCUGCUGUUAACGUUCACCCGAAGUCGGUCCCAGGCAGUAGUUUCAUCCUCCCGAACGCGCACGCUAAGAAGCCUAUCCACCGCUUGAACCGCCUGGAGCACAAGGCAGCAAGCGUGCCGGGACAUCGCCGACUUGACACCUUCACCGGCCUUCCUCGGCCUUCCGGUACUUCGGCUCUCGAUCAACUCUCAAAGAAAUGGCCGCUGGCAGACGAAGAGCCUGACGAGAAUACUGAUGAGAUGACUGAUGAGAAGACUGAUGAGAAGACUGACGAGAAGACCGAGUCAGCAAGCUCAAGGUCCAAUUCCACAGUGGCGUUCUCACAAGAAAUGUCCCCUCUUGAUACGUAUGGAUACAAAACGCCUGACUCGAUAUCUACAUUCUCCGAUGCCAGCAUGGAUGUUGUCAGCCUGGAAUUUGGCAAGAACGACUUUCUUUCCUACAUCGCCCGGCCCUUCCUUGUAUACCUCGCAUCCUGCUCGUUUGAGUUCUCAUCUCGCUCUGUUGUGAUCAACGUAGUCGCGAAGAAGAGAGCUCACUCUUACGCGCAUGGUUUGUCCAUCAUCAUCCUGCUGUUCCUCGUCAUCUGUUUCGCAUACAAGUGGUGGAACGUUGGAAACAAGCUCUGGGCCUGGGAACACGCCAAUGGUGUCGGCUUCAACGAAGGUUUCAGCGACAUGCACGACUACCGGGCAGCAUAUGGAUACGUCAACAUGCUGUUUGGUGGACCGGUGCACAACCCAGGAGUCAUCGUGGAAGGCGUCACGACAACUGUCAGCGCCUUGGGGGCAUGGAUGGGAUUCUGAGGAGCUGCUCGAGCAGGCUAUGAAGGCAGA
Boeremia exigua is the source of this 3099-nucleotide messenger RNA. RefSeq lists its product as uncharacterized. The transcript has a single exon. NCBI's taxonomy places the organism in Eukaryota, Fungi, Ascomycota, Dothideomycetes, Pleosporales, Didymellaceae. The record is from RefSeq and is a predicted model, not a curated record. The coding region runs from base 112 to 3069 and encodes 985 amino acids.